CUCGCCCUCGCACCUUGCAAGUCCUCAUAAGUGAAAGAGAAUGUAAUCAGUUAUCACUACGUUCUCAGAAGUCAGAAGUCACUGCGCACCUAAGACUUAAAAACCUAUUAUAAUACAAUCAAGUCCUAAAUUGUAUUUCUACAGAUAUCUACAGAAAUGGCUGAGUCUAAAGCUGAUAUUGCCCUUAUUGGACUGGCUGUGAUGGGCCAGAACUUGAUUUUGAACAUGGACUCUCAUGGAUUUGUUGUUUGUGCAUUUAACAGAACCGUUUCUAAGGUUAAUGAAUUUCUUGCAAAUGAAGCUAAAGGAACUAAAAUAAUUGGAGCAAAAUCACUGGAAGACAUGGUCGCAAAAUUGAAGAAACCUAGGAAGGUUAUGUUACUAGUAAAGGCUGGUUUUGCUGUAGACGAGUUUGUGAAGAAGUUAGUGCCUCUGCUAGAGAAGGGUGACAUUAUUAUUGAUGGUGGGAACUCCCAGUAUACUGACACACAGCGUUGGUGUAAGGAGUUGGAGCCCACUGGUAUCUAUUACAUAGGCAUGGGGGUAAGUGGAGGGGAAGACGGUGCUCGAUAUGGGCCUUCGCUGAUGCCUGGUGGUCACCCUGCUGCGUGGCCUCACGUCAAACCCAUUUUUCAGGCAAUCUGUGCCAAAGUCAACAAUGAGCCUUGCUGCGACUGGGUAGGCGAAGAUGGCGCGGGACACUUUGUCAAAAUGGUCCAUAACGGAAUUGAAUAUGGAGACAUGCAGCUCAUUUGUGAAGCUUAUCAUAUUAUGAAGGAUGUGUUGGGAAUGCAGCAAGAGGACAUGGCACAAGUUUUCGACGAAUGGAACAAGGGAGAAUUGGAUUCUUUUCUAAUCGAAAUCACUCGGGACAUUUUAAACUUUAAAGAUGCGGAUGGUAAGUACCUACUGCCGAAGAUCCGUGACGCCGCGGGACAGAAGGGCACGGGCAAGUGGACCGGCAUCAGCGCGCUGGAGUAUGGCGUACCUGUCACGCUUAUCGGCGAAGCUGUCUUCGCGCGAUGCCUCUCCGCUCUUAAAGAGGAACGCGUGAAAGCAUGUAAGGUUCUCCCAGGUUGUACAUACAAUUUCACUGGUGAUGAGAAGGAAUUCUUGGAGCAUUUGCGUAAAGCGCUUUAUGCGAGCAAGGUCAUAUCCUAUGCGCAAGGAUUCAUGUUGCUCAGAGAAGCUGCUAAAGUUAACAAAUGGAAUCUUAAUUACGGAAGCAUAGCGUUAAUGUGGCGUGGAGGUUGCAUUAUUAGGAGCGUUUUCCUCGGCAACAUUAAGGUAAAGUAAAUUGAUUUCCUGAUA
Molecule: messenger RNA, 1311 nt
Organism: Hyposmocoma kahamanoa
Lineage: Eukaryota; Metazoa; Arthropoda; Insecta; Lepidoptera; Cosmopterigidae
Gene: Pgd
Product: 6-phosphogluconate dehydrogenase, decarboxylating
Exons: 11
Coding region: 157-1296 (379 amino acids)
Biological process (GO): pentose-phosphate shunt, oxidative branch; pentose-phosphate shunt
Cellular component (GO): cytosol
Molecular function (GO): NADP binding; phosphogluconate dehydrogenase (decarboxylating) activity
Source: RefSeq, a predicted model, not a curated record